GCUAAUUAUUUGUAUUUGGGACUAAUGAAAAAAGAAUAUUAAGACUAUAUCUCAUUGAUUAUAAUAUUCAUUUAAAUAGGGCUAGGGUUUUUAGAUAUACUCACUGAUAUUGAUUAUGCAGCUAAUUCUAAAAAAUCCUCAGAAGAAAUUAAAAUUGCGGCCAUUUUUUUCGUUGCUUUUUAGCCAUUUUGUUAGAUGGUAUCUUGGACAUAUGUUUUCAUCAGGAUUCAUUUAAUGGAGUUGCAAUUAGAAGAAUAGGAAAUGAAAAAAUUAUGCUACUACUAGAAUCAAAUCGAUAGGGCUGAAACAUUUUGGUAAUUUCUAAAAUACUCCUUUAGAUUUAAACUGAUUGAGUGGUGGUAGAUUUGUAAGCUCUUAAGAUAUGCUCCAUAAGGUUGCUUUUAUGGUCUUAUACAAUACUUUAAGUUGCUGCACGUUUUUCUUUUUUUUUAGAUUAAGAAAAAUGAUUAGAUAACUCAACAUUAUGAGAGUAUUUUCACAAAGCGCUUUAAAAAAAGUACGAAUAGGCUUUCACACAACAUUCAUUCAGCUUUAAGAAAGGAUACAUAUGGCUCUUCUUAUUAGAAAACCUCAAUUCUACCUCUAAAUUCGAAUUUAUAAGCUUCAGUAAACCUUAAGGAAUCAGAUAUAGAGAAUUCUUUAACUUCUAGUCAUUUGUUUGAAAAAGAAAAAUCUCAGCCAUUAUUUAAUCACGCCAAAACUUAAAGCAAUUAAGGUAUUUAGAAUAUAGCUGAAGUUAUAUUUGAAAAAAAGAAGUAGGAGUAACUUAUUGAGGAAUUCACAUAAGACGAAUUAUAUCAAAUUUACAGAUAAUCGACUUUCCUAUAAUAUUUAAGCAAUGAAAAAAUACAGGGUAUCAUCUAAAUUUCACAAAUCAUUCAAUUUAUAUUUGAAAGUAUGCCAUAGUUAUUAAUAUAAUUCAUAAAUAAUGGAUAACUUGGGUUAUGGAGUGGAAACAAUAGUGGCACAAUAGUUCCUCCUAUUUUUUGCUUUAUUUUAAGUUUGAUCUCAAUUAUAAUAAGUUCAAUAAAUCUUGUAAACUACCUUCUUUAAAAAGAAAGUUUAACUUUUAUCUACAUGCAAAAGAUUCUUUCUAAGUCUGAAAAAACAUAGUAAGAAGAGAAAUUAAUUAAAAUAAAUGAUAAAUUAAAUACAAGCAUCUUGGUUGUAAAGGCUGAUUCUCUGACAAAGGUUUCUUAACUAAGAAAAGAAAUUUAAGAAAACUUAGAAAAUCUCAACAUUGUGCUUCCUCUUAUAAAAGUAUCUUCAGAUUCAAUAUUUUAGGAUUUAUCUCGUAUUUCAUUCAAUAGAAUUCAGAAAUUAAAAAUUGAUAUUCAUGGCGAUAGUAUAAGAUACCCAAUGAAAGAAUUUGCAAAUAAUUUACAAUCUAUGAAUAGCAUCGAGGAAAUAGAUCUCAAAUUCAAUGGUAAUUAUUUUGAUGGAACAGAUGCAAUGCAUUUAAGUUAAUCAUUAAUAAAAAUAUCAAACCAAAAACAGCUACAAAGAAUAGAAAUCAAUUUAAAAGAAAAUGCAAUUGAUUAGAAAGGAAUAGAAUAUCUCAAUUAACUUGCUUAAGUAGAGAAGUUAGUUUAUUUGAAUGCUUUAAGAAAUCACUCAUCUGCUCUCUACGUUAAGAGUGAUGAUUGUUAAUUAGAUGAGACGAUAUUUGAAGAUAUUAUUGCUUCAAAAAAUCUUCAAUAUUUAUUUAUAUAUAAAAACAUAUUCUAAUCAGAUUAGUAAUUGAAAUAUUUUUUAAAUAACUUAAAAAAUAUGAAUCAGUUAAAUGGAUACCAGUUAAAUUUUAGUGGAUAUCAAAUGACAGAGGAUAUACUCGUUUAGUUGAAAGAAUUCAAUUAAACAUAGACUUAAUUAACAAAUAUUCAUUUAAAUUUGGUAAAAUGUGGAAUUAAUGAAGAGAAUUUGAGAAAUCUUUAUGAAUAUGAUGGUGAUUAGGUUAGAGCUUAUUCUAUAAACUUAGAUUUCAACAAGUGUGUUAGAGAUUUGAGAAUUGAAGAUUGCAAAUUUUUAAAUAAAAUAAAUUCUUUAGAGAUAAGUCUUUAGGGCUGUAAACUUUAAAAUAAAGUAGAAUUAAUCAAUAAUCUAUCUCAAUUAGAUAGUGUUUCAUCUCUCAAGUUAAACAUUUCUGAUUUAAUAAGCGAAACUUAGUAAGUUAUUAAUUAUGAAGAAUUUUAAGAAUAUGAGCUAAAUUUAAUAAAUUACGAUGGACUACGAAUAAAAAAUUUGAUGAUGAGUGAUUUAGCCACAUUAAAUGUUGACAUUUCAUAUUCAAAGAUGAAUCCUGAAGUUAUAAAGAGCUUUGUUGUAAACUUAAAAUAGUCUAAGAAGAUAAGAGACCUCACUUUGAAUUUUAAAAAAAAUUACUUAUCCUCAGAUUUUGAUUAAAUACUUGGCUAAACAUUAGAAAAUUACACUGAACUUUAGAAAGUAUCUCUUUGUCUAAAGAACACGAAUAGAGGUAAUGAUAUCUAUAAGACAUUGUAAGGAUUAUCAGGUUUAUAACAAAUAACACACAUUGACUUAGACUAUAGCGAAAAUUAUAUUGAUUAAGGCUUUUUUUAGUAAGAGCAGACAUGGUAUUAGAACAAACCUAAUCUCAGUUCAAUUAAACUCUAAUUCUAAGUAAAUAGUACGGAAUAAGAUUAAUCAAAAUUAUUUUGCCCAAUUAUUGAAUCAAAUAGCAAAUCUCUUUUGAACUUAAGCUUGGAUUUCUGUUACAAGAAUAAAGUAUAUGAACAAGAUGUUAUUAAUCUGCUAACUUCUCUUUAAAAUGCUUAGAAUUUAUAAAGUUUAAAACUUGACUUAAACUCUUUCUAGUCUACUCUGUACCAAAUGAAUAUUAUGAAAAAUACACUAUAGUCAUUAAAGUAAAUAACUAACCUUGAGCUUUUAAUGAAUUCAAUGAGAAUAGGAGAGAAACCAGUUGCUGUACUUAUGCCCCCUUAGAUUCAACAUAACAGAUAACCCCCAUUUAAUUAGAUGCACAUCUAAAAUUAACAGAAUAGACAAAAUCCUUUCAAUAACCAAGUGCAAUAAUAGCAAUUUAUUCAAUAGCCAUUAAACUCAGAGAAAAUGGAAAUAUUUGGACAGAUGUUUGAUAAUUUUAUUCUAUAAUAAUUAAAGCUAGAAUUUUAUGGAAAUUAUGUUGGGGAAAUGUAGACAUUUAACAGGUUUAUAUAAAAUCUAAAUAAAUCUAACCAAACUAUGAAAAACUUACAAUUAUCUUUAGGUUAUACUGAAAUUGCUAAUAAUCUAUUAAAGGAGUUAUUUUAAGCAAUAUAAAAUAUGAGUCACUUAGAUACUCUUUAUCUUUCAAUUAGAUAUCUACAAACAGAACAUCUGCCUAUUGCUCUUUUUGAAAAAUAAUCCUUAUUGAAGCUGACUUUAUGUUUAGACUAAUGCAAUAUUUAAAGAGAAUGUUUUAUCUAAUGCAGCUAAGCAAUUUCUAAGAUGAAAAAAUUAAAAGAAAUGAGGAUUGAAUUGAGUAGGGCAUAAUUAGAGGAUAAUUAAUGUGUAAACGAAUUUUCUUCGUGCUUCAAUAAAUUAUAAGGAUUGCAAAAAAUUUAUCUUGGAAUGGAUAGCAUUAAAAUCAGCAAAGAAACUAUUAAGGCACUCUCAGAGAAUAUUUUAAAGGAAAAAAUAAAAGAGUUCAGAAUUGAUAUGAGUUAUGGAUAUAUUGAUCAGGAUGAGCAGCACGUGAUUGCAGAGCUUUUAAAAGGGUUUAACAACUUAUAAAGAUUACACUUAAAAAUAAAUAACAUAGGUAUGGAUGAUUAAGGGUUUAAAUAAAUGAUAGAUGAAAUUUAGUUCAUGAAAUGUCUUUCCACAUUCAAAUUAAAAUUUGAAGGACUUUCAAUUACUUAGGCAAGCAUUUAAAUAUUAUAGUCGUACUUAAGCAAUAAUACAAACAUAUUAUCUAAGGUUACACUUAUCAAUAAAGAUGAUCAAGUUGCACCUUAACUAAUUUAAAUGGAAAAAGAUUUACAACAAACAACUAAAAUUCCAUAUAUAAGAAUUGAAAAAAAAUGA
This is a messenger RNA of Tetrahymena thermophila SB210, 4068 nucleotides long. Its product is annotated as transmembrane protein, putative. NCBI's taxonomy places the organism in Eukaryota, Ciliophora, Oligohymenophorea, Hymenostomatida, Tetrahymenidae. The transcript has 31 exons. The record is from RefSeq and is a predicted model, not a curated record.